Salvia splendens (bonfire salvia) is the source of this 987-nucleotide messenger RNA. Its product is annotated as dicarboxylate transporter 2, chloroplastic. Bases 114 to 548 code for a protein of 144 amino acids. The transcript is spliced from 3 exons. The record is from RefSeq and is a predicted model, not a curated record. Gene Ontology annotation, biological process: transmembrane transport. Gene Ontology annotation, cellular component: membrane. NCBI's taxonomy places the organism in Eukaryota, Viridiplantae, Streptophyta, Magnoliopsida, Lamiales, Lamiaceae. Gene Ontology annotation, molecular function: transmembrane transporter activity.
CCGAGCUGUAGGCUGAGGCCGAACUCUUUGGUAAUGCCGAACUCAUACUCUUCCUUGGGCUUUGGGCUGAUGGGCCGUCAUUGCUGUUGGGCUUGUUUAGUACGCACCCCAUCAUGGCUCAUGCUGACGUGCUUCCAGACGUCGGUGAUUUCGUCAUCGAUGUUCCUGACGGCGAUGGCGAGCACGAUCGGAAUGCAGAUCGGGUGGGUGGAUUGGCGAUCGUGCCGGGACUGGUGUCGUUGAUCGUUGUGCCGUUUGUGCUGUAUGUUAUCUAUCCGCCCACGGUGAAGAGUAGUCCAGACGCGCCUAAGCUUGCUCGGGAGAAGCUCGCCGCCAUGGGACCUAUGUCCAAGAAUGAGAUCAUCAUGGCUGGAACUUUGGUGCUUAGGGUGGGGCUGUGGUAUGCUGGGUGUGGAUUCAGUGAGCGCCGCCAUAUUAGGACUGUCAGUGCUGCUUAUAACAGGGGUAGUGACGUGGAAGGCAUGCCUAGCCGAAUCCGUGGCUUGGGACACACUUACUUGGUUCGCGGCACUCAUCGCCAUGGCUGACUAUCUAAACAAAUACGGUCUCAUCUCAUGGUUCAGCCAAACCGUUGUUAAGUUUGUAGGCGGAUUGGGGCUAUCGUGGCAGCUGUCAUUGGAGCAAUGUUCACCGCAUUCUUGUCCGUAGCGACUGCCAUGGGUACACCGCCGUAUCUGGGGCCGUGCGUUUUGUCGUUCGUGUCGAAUCUCAUGGGCGGCCUCACUCAUCGGGUUCGGGCUACGUGCCCCUUGGCACUUGGUGGGGAUACGGAUUCAUCAUCUCCAUCGUCAAUCUCCUUAUUUGGCUCGAAGGCCAUCGGCCUCUGCUAGCCUCCUCCCUCAAUCAAGUGUAAAUUUUUGGAUAUCGGACUAAUAGAGUUUCACAAAUUUUGAUCACUCUUUUCAAACCGAUACAUACUGCUAUAGUAAACUAUAUUUCUCUCCAUAAAUUCGUAUUCAUGAUAAA